AUGAGCGGUGAGGUCAAGCUCGGGAACAUGGGACUCGCGAAUCUUGAGACAACCGAGACGCCCGGCACACCGUUUUGGACAGCACCCGAGAUCUUUGAAGCGGAAGGUGCUGUCGAUGGCUUCCCCGCCGACAUUUACGCCUUCGGUGUGCUUCUCACGGAGCUCGACACGUGCCAGCUGCCGUACUUUGACCAGGACGUCCACGAUGCUGCUGCGUUUGUGCGAGGUGUGGUCAAUGGCACUCUGCGCCCGACGCUGACGGCCGCGAGCGAACCGUGGCUGCGACGGCUGGUGGAGAUGUGUCUGCUCGGAGACCCAGCAGCGCGCCCGACAGCGGCAACCAUUGUCGAGAUGCUGAGCGCUGAGAUGGCUGCAGUGCCAGGCAUGAGCGUGGCUGAGACGUACUUGCGCGCAGUGGCGAGGGACGAUGUCAACGCGGUCAUACAGCUGCUCGAAAACGGCACAUCGCUGGACGAAACACUUCCGGGCGGCGCGUCACUGCUUCUAGCGGCCACGACAGCUCGCGCCGCCACGACAGUGCAGCUCCUCCUCGAUGGCGGCGCCGACGUCAACAACUUGAGCGGCGGGCAAUCGCCACUGCAUGAAGCUGCAACUCGAGGCAACGCGAACCUACUGGUCACACUCAUCAACGCGGGCGCCGAUGUUGACUGCCGCGAUCACGAGGGCAAGACACCGCUGCUGUGUGCAUUCCGCACGGGAAGUGAGUUGUGCAUCAAGGAGCUCGUAGCAACGGGAGCUGACGUCAACCUGGCGGCUACGAACGGAACCACGCCUCUCCAAAUGGCACAAGCAAACCUGGCGGACGUCGUACCGAUGCUCAAGCAUGCUGCAUCUCGGCAAGAGAAUGCUGUGGCGCCCGAAAUCUUUUGCGUCAACUGUGGCAACUGGCACCCGAUCGAGGCCGCAUGCACCACGUGCGGCCAUGAGGCAUCGACACACGAGCGCGUGGUGGCGAUUCUUCGGCGCUUAAUGCGACUGCACCACCGCGGGUGCGUCGUCGACUGGGAUAAGACGUGCGCCGCCUGCCACGAGACAACAAUGACGAUCGUGGACUCGCUCUGCCCGAAAUGCUUGCACCAGCAGCAAGAUGCCAACGAGCUCAAGAAGCUGCAAGAGCUACUCAAGAAGGCUCUCAAGUCGAUCGCACCUCGCCGCGUACGUCCUUUGACGUCUAUACUGAACACUGACUCGAAGUUCAUGGGCGGACAGGCGGGCAAGGACAUACCGCUGAUUCCACGCAGCAUUCCUCGAUGGCUGGCGCAGAACAAUGAGCCGCCGGCGUCACCAAGCGCGUAUUUGGCAGCACUUGCUCUCCGUGAUGUGCAGGUGAGUCUCCCAUCGACCUAG
This is a messenger RNA of Saprolegnia parasitica CBS 223.65, 1368 nucleotides long. RefSeq lists its product as hypothetical. Gene Ontology annotation, biological process: protein phosphorylation. NCBI's taxonomy places the organism in Eukaryota, Oomycota, Saprolegniomycetes, Saprolegniales, Saprolegniaceae. Gene Ontology annotation, molecular function: protein kinase activity; ATP binding; protein binding. The record is from RefSeq and is a predicted model, not a curated record. The transcript has 7 exons. Bases 1 to 1368 code for a protein of 455 amino acids.